UCUGUUUGUUCAAAACAGAUGACGAAGGAACAGCUUGCCAAAUUGUGCAAGACAAUUGUAACCUUCAUCGCACAGACCACCCUGCAGAUCCUGCUGCCAGCCCUGGCCCGCGUACUUGGGGUAAAGGACUUUGCUGACGACGACACUGACUCACCCAAGAGGGGUGGCAGUGCAAGAUCCUUUGCUGCCUUUGACAAGGAAAGACUGGAGCUCAUCCAGGAAGUUAGAUAUCUGGCGAAGAAAAUGUAUAAGGGCGGCACAGGGGCUCAACAUCUCAGGUCCCUAACACCCUCUUCUAAGAGUUCCCAGACCUCAGUGAAAGUCCACCUGGGAAUGACAGAGGACAGAAUCAUCAAAAGUGUCCAGGAGCAACUGUCUGAUCAUAAUAUCCUGUCCUCUUGCCCACCUGAGCUGACUGUUGGUCUUAUCAAGGUGGUGGUCGAACAGCUUAACUCUGCCCUCUCUGCGACCAUCAGCAGAGCCAUUUCAGGGCGGUCCUCCCCUAUUUCUUCUGGUACCCAGGCCGCUGAACAAAUGGUCAACAUGGUCCAGAAAUGUUUUGAUGAUCACACCACCCCAGAGGACCAGAGCUCUACCUCUGUAUUAGAGUCAUGCAUUCCACCUGCAACAGAAGAAGUGAUGACUGUUAUCGCAGAGAUGGUGGGUGAAUUGGAAAAAGAAGAUCCGGAAUUGGCUAAGGUUUUUCGAGAAGUGGCUGUGAAAGUUAAAAUGUUGGCAUCUGGCAGUGACCUUGUAGUGGAGCACCUGGAUGUUGAAGACUCUCCUGUUCCAGAGGAGCUGAACAUAAUAUGUACAUCUUGCAAAGCAAUGAUGCAAAAUCUUGGCACUCUGUUUAGUGUGAAGUUCAAGACCAAAGCCUCAAAGGCUGUGAGUGAAAUUCUUGUGAGAAGGUUAAUGAGCGAUAUCUCUGGUAUGGUUCAACCUUCUCAUUCGUUUAGUACCACUCCAAGCUUGAUGAAUGCAUCUAGCCCUUCUGACAGGAUCCUUGAUUCUGCGGCCACUGAGCUCAUACAGAUCAAAGUAGAAUCUGAGACAUCAAAAAUAAUUGAUAACUUUGUUGAAGAUGUCAAGGACAUUGUGCAGUAUGCUGAAUUAGAUCAGCCAACAAGCACCCAGAGAGAUACCCAAGUGGGACACUGUACGACAAAGCGGAAACCCUUCCGUGCAGCUCGUAGACUCUGCGAGAGACUUCAGGCAAAGCUGGAGACAUUGUUCCUCAGAAUGGGUGGAGCUCCAGUCCAAGGGGAAGAACUUAUGGAAAAAGCUGACUCCAGUGCUGUGCUUCUGGAGCAUACUGACUCCAGUGAUCUGCCUGUUUCAAUCCUGAGCUUGCCUUCCCCAUGUAGGAGUGAAUCCCCUAUAUCAGAACGUAGUUCAUCUUCUUUAUCUGAUGGAUGUGAUUCAACUGGCUCUGUAGGAGAGAAAACACCAGAGCAACCUGAAACCAGUAAGAGUGAGGCAAUACUGCAAGUGGUCAACUCAACAGGACUUGGUUCUCUCCGUAAAUGCCAAAGUGAGAACUCUCAACCAUUACUGUCUCUCUGUGAUUCCAACAUGGUGCCCUGCACCAAAGAGGUCUUGUCCCAGAUUGUGACCAUGUAUAGGUCAGAGGUGGCAGAUUUGGAAUGCACAUCAUCUGUUGCAGAGGGUUCCUCUUCCAACUCCCUUGAAGUCUGUGGCUUUUUGGACAGUGUCAUGUCUUAUCUAGAAGACAUGCCUGUGUCUGGUUCUUCAUGGGUGGAAGGAUUGAGAGAUACUCCAGCCUCAGUCAUUGAGAAACUCUCCAGUGAGGAGUUCCAGAUGAACGCUACCAAUGAAGUGCGAAAAAUACUGAUCAAAUCAGUCAGUAGCUUUCCCAGCAAAGUCAGUUCCAGCCAGACAGAUUCUCAGAUGUUGCCAGCAAAAUCAACAAUUUCCUUAAGGCAUACAGAUAUAACUGCUUUUGAAAUCGUUGGGUCAAUUACAAAUGACAUGAAGAGCCUUUUCCCACCCACAGAGUCUUCUACUACUCUAUGGCAGGCAGACUCUAUGCUUCAACAGAGUGAUGAGAAAACCUCAGAGUACACUGAGGCCACACCCAAAGGCUCACAGUCUGGUUUGGAAGUAUCUGAGAAGAAGAUCUGGACAACUGCAAAGACUAUUUACCACAAUGUGAAGACAAAGAUGAGGAAUUAUUUUACAUGGCAAAAUCAAGUCAAAGCAACAACGGCUCAAGCCAAAAAGACCCUCAGCCAUAUUCUGGUUUCAAUUCAGAAAGAGCUGUCAAAAUCUGACCAAACGGUGACUGCGCUUUCACAAAUAGAGAAUGUGGUUGGAAUGAUGCUGAAGGAUGUUGAAAGGGUAAGCAGUGAAUGUGGUGAGGAACUGAUCUAUCAAGCGUCACAGCGUUCUUCCUCCUCGUUGUCAUCCUCAUCUGCCAGAUCAAAGAAGUCAGAGUGGGAAUUUUCACUCCCUGGCACUCCCAUCUCUUCUGAUUUACCAGAGUGUAUUACUCAGCCCAUUGUGAGAUGCUCAGUCAUCGACAUGGGCAAAUCUACUAAGCCAAAAACAUUGGUGUGUGAUGCCAGGGAAAGCAUGUCUGCAAUAGUGGAUACCAUCAUAAAGGAGGUACAUCCAGAGGAAGAAGGGGAGGUUGCAUUCCACCCUGAUCUAACAGCUGCAAUAGCAAGACUGGAGGAGCUCAUAUCUCAGGGUAGGAUUGGUGCUCUCUCACGUGAUCUUACUCACCAAGUCAACCGCAUCAUUUCUGAGAGCAACUUGACCCCUCUGGUUCUGACAGUGGCGGCUGGAAAGAGUGCAUCCGAUACAGUCCUUACUGAGCUGAAGAGGAAUGACAAGACGGUGGGGAAGCCCACAGCUUACAAGCUGGUUCAGCUUUUUGCAGAGGAGUCUGUGAAGCGCCUCUUGCUUCCUAGCCUUGUGCCCUCUACAGCUUCAAUGAGUUUGGCUCAGGGAGUUAGUGUGCCGGCUAGCGUAUCUGAAGAUAGGAUUUCAUGUUCUUUUUCUACAUCAGCAUUUAGUGACACAGUCAGCCUGUUUACCAAAGUAAUGGUAAGCCAGGUCAUGGACUCUGUGGUUUCUGAUGCACAAAGCAGAGGGUCAUCUCCAACCGGAACUGUAACUGAUAUAGGCAGUCUACUGAGUGGUAAGUCCUACCCUCUGCCAUCUUUCUCCGCCAUCAGCAUGACAACAAGUGGGACCUCCAAUGCUGCACGAGGCUUUGAGGCCAACAUAGAUGCUGAGGAAAGGGAUACCAUCAGUUGUUUCGGUGUACCUCAGAGCAUUGUUUGUGAUCAGAAUUCAACCAGCCCGGAUGUUGCCUCGCUUUCAACCCCAUCCACUGACAACUUAGUCGGUGAUGAUGACUUCACCGGCCUCAUCAGCAUGUUAGUGGUGAGACUUCUGUCAAAAAUCCAAACCCAAACUGAUCUGUACCCAACUGACGUCACACGCACGUCACAAGACCUGAUUCCAAAAGUUAUAGCUGCCUUCUGUGCAUGGUCAGGCUGCUCUGAGACCCAAGCUUAUCCCAAGAACCUGAAGAGUCACAAAGUAUACAGCACCGUCUACAAACAUCUGUUGAAGGAGUUUGGCUCAGAGAAAAUACUCCAACUGGCCGUGUCGACUCAGGACUCCACAUUCAAUAGGAUUCUUGUGAAGUCAUUGAGCAAGGAGCUUCUCCACAGUUGUAACGAGGCAUCAAGAGCAGCCUCAAGAACAUCUUUCGAAGCCACCAGGCCAGAAGCUCUUCUCAUGGCUGAAGAUGUGAAGGCUACCAGAGGGAAGCUGUCUUUCCUACAAAGGCUUGCCAGACUGAAAUUCGACUUAAAGCCAUUCAUGAUGGGAAACAAGAAGGAUUCCAAGAAGAAUUCCCGCCAUUCUGAAUCCAAAGACCAGACUACUGCUGAAGAUAUCAUAUUGGCACAUCCUGGACUCCCAGAGGGUCUUCCCUCCACCUCUCAACAGGAGAAGCCUCGCAAACGUCCCCUUCUAAUCAGGAUGUUUUCCACCAUCUCCAUAGGCCUAUCCAAGCCAUUCAAACAGUUUUCAAAGCAAGCUUAAUACAACAAUUUCCUCUAAUACAGUAAUAUUUGCA
Oncorhynchus kisutch (coho salmon) is the source of this 4117-nucleotide messenger RNA. RefSeq lists its product as uncharacterized. Lineage: Eukaryota; Metazoa; Chordata; Actinopteri; Salmoniformes; Salmonidae. The record is from RefSeq and is a predicted model, not a curated record. The transcript has 4 exons. Bases 19 to 4083 code for a protein of 1354 amino acids.